AUGUGCCCGAAGACCAAGUUAGAGCAAGAAGAUAUGGCUAAUGUUCCCUACUCUAAUGCAGUAGGGUCCAUAAUGUACUUGAUGGUUAGUACUAGACCUGACCUUGCUUAUGCAAUCAGUGUGCUGAGCAAGUUCAUGUCUAGUCUUGGAAAGGAGCAUUGGAAAGCCAUGAAAUGGCUUAUGAGAUACUUAAAAGGUACAUCUAAGUUGGGGUUGGUCUAUCAGGGUCACCAAACACAUCAGAACAUUGAAGGGUUCACAGAUGCAGAUUAUGCGGGGGACAGGGACACUAGAAGAUCUACUUCGACCUACUUUUUCUUAACAGGGGGAAAUUGUACUAGUUGGAAAGUACAAUUACAGCCAGUAGUGGCUUUGUCCACUACUCAAUCAGAAUAUAUAGCUACUACUGAAACUAUCAAAGAGGCCUUAUGUUUUUCAUGA
Cannabis sativa is the source of this 441-nucleotide messenger RNA. Its product is annotated as secreted RxLR effector protein 161-like. The transcript has 2 exons. Lineage: Eukaryota; Viridiplantae; Streptophyta; Magnoliopsida; Rosales; Cannabaceae. Bases 1 to 441 code for a protein of 146 amino acids. The record is from RefSeq and is a predicted model, not a curated record.